AUGUCGAAAAAGAAAAGUCUCGAAAAGCAGAAGCUGAUCGAGGAACUGCACGCUCCCGCGAGAAGAAAUUUUCCACGAAGACGCGUCAUAGUUUGCGGAUACGAUGACCUGUGGCAGGCGGAUGUGGUUGAGAUGCGUCCUUAUACACGAUUCAACAGAGGUUACCACUACAUUCUCACCGUUAUCGAUGUGCUGAGUGAUAGGCUCAAAAAUGGUCUGUAUCAAGUAAAAUUAAAAACAGAACAGAAUGAAAAUUCUUUUCUUUCUGAAGAAACUACUGAUCUUACGGAAGAUACAUGUGAUGAUGCACAAUUGUGGCAUAGAAGAUUGGGACAUACAGGAUAUAAAAGUAUGAAAACUCUCAUGAAGAUUAGCAGCGGUAUAGAUAUACCUGUAUCGCAAAUAAAUAAAAUGGAUAAAGUAUGCAAAAUUUGCAUGGAAGCAAAGCAAACAAGAUCAAAGUUUGACACUACAAGAGUGAAAGCAAAGAAGCCGCUAGAGCUGAUUCAUACGGAUUUAUGUGGCCCAAUAGAUCCCGAUUGGGAUGGACAUAAAUAUUUUAUUACUCUGUUGGAUGAUUAUACGCAUUUCACUAUUGUGUAUUUGCUUAAAACGAAAAAUGAAGCAAUUGAUAAAAUUAAAGAAUAUGUAAACAAGGUGGAAGCUAAACGGAAUGCAAAAGUUGCAAAGUUAAGAUGCGACAAUGGAAGAGAGUUCAUUAAUAAUGUAAUGACUUUGUGGUGUAAAAGUAAAGGAAUAGAAAUGGAUACAACUGUGCCUCAUACACCACAGCUGAACGGAAAAGCAGAACGUCUUAAUAGAACUUUAAUGGAUAAAGAAGCAGUAACGGAUGAAGAUAGUGAAAGAUGGACAGAAGUAAUAAAUGAGGAAAAAAACUCAUUUAAAGAAAAUAAAGUUUGGGAAGUGUUGGAUGAAAUUCAGCUUAAAGGAGAAAAACCACUACACAGCAAAUGGCUUACGUCUGACAUAGGUAGUGAAAUAGAAGAAAAUCAACUAUCUUUAAAACGAAAAAAAAAAUGCCCAAGACGGCAUCAAAGUAGUAGUGAAGAAGAAGAGGAAAAUAAUAAUUGUCUACAAACGAAGAAGUCGUCAUCAGCAAUUCUAUCACGCCCUCCGCCUGUGCAAUCUCAAAUUCUUCCACGUCAUCCGUCUAUGCAAUCUCAAAUUCUAUCACAUCAUCCGCCUAUGCAAUCUCCGGUACAGCGAAAUGUGUUUGAUAGUGGAGAAUCCUUAGGGCGUAAUCUUUUUGGGGAAGCGGAGAAUAACUGUGACGAUACAACAGAAGCAAGAAGCACAUCUACUCCCCGAAGAUUACUGUCUGAGCUUAAUCAUCGUGACAACUAUGAUAAUAGAACAGGAAUACCUUCAAGAUCACAUUCUGAGUCUCGCUAUCAUGACAAUUCUUGUUUUGAAACUGAAGACGUAUUGACUAAUGAAACCUCAAGUACCAACUACAGAACUCUAUUAAAAUUAAUCACAUACGUCAAACGACAAAAUGAUCAAAUUUUAAAACAAAAUGAAGAAAUUAUCAAAUCUUUAAAAAAUAAAGCAGUUCUUGAAUCUGCUAUCCAUGAGCUCCCAGAAUUGCCUGUUAGUCUACCGAUUAAAAGUUUAGAAGAUGUUAUUAGAAUUGAGGAACAUCUAAUAAAUGAUGAUAAUCUUUCUACUUUGAGCUUAUAUUUGUCUACUCUGGGAGGACGUGACCUAACGACUAAAACCAAUACUAUUCUUCGCAAUAUCUUGUCGAACGAAGUCGCUAUAAAAUAUAGUUUUUUGGGUACAAGAAAUGAGAAGAAAUCAUUUUCGGCAUCGCGGUUACACAGAUUGAUAAUACGUGCAGUGCAAUUUUCAUCACCAAACACUCCUGAAAGUAACAUCAACGAUAUCAAGAUAUGGUUAAAGCAUUCUCCCCAACGUUUGGCUCUAGAAAGAAAAAGAAAUGCUAGAUAAAAGUUUAAUAGCGAAAUCCUAAA
This is a messenger RNA of Wasmannia auropunctata (little fire ant), 1994 nucleotides long. RefSeq lists its product as uncharacterized. Gene Ontology annotation, biological process: DNA integration. The transcript has 10 exons. NCBI's taxonomy places the organism in Eukaryota, Metazoa, Arthropoda, Insecta, Hymenoptera, Formicidae. Gene Ontology annotation, molecular function: nucleic acid binding. The coding region runs from base 1 to 1971 and encodes 656 amino acids. The record is from RefSeq and is a predicted model, not a curated record.